Messenger RNA from Effrenium voratum, 1281 nucleotides. NCBI's taxonomy places the organism in Eukaryota, Dinophyceae, Suessiales, Symbiodiniaceae. The record is from the annotation of a GenBank genome assembly.
AUGCAGCCAGGGCUGCAAAAGGGGCCGGGCUCAGACCGCGGCGGGCGGAAGAAAGCGCGGGGCGAGCGACGGGAAGGCGAGCGCUGCCCGCGGGGGGCGAAGACAGAAAGCGAAUCAGAGCCGAGCGAAGCUGGCAGGGAAGGGCGCAACCCUAAGAGCCCCGCGGUCGUCGCCGAGGCUCGGGAAGGGCCCCCGCCUGGGCCCGAGGCCAUCCGGCAGGCCGCCGACCGCGGGGCCCGCGUGCUGCUGACCGCCCCGACCGGGCGACUGGCCGCCACGCUGCGGGAGCGGUUUCCGGGGCUGGAGGUGGACACCGUGCACGGGGCGUUCCUUGCCUACAAGCCUGUCCACGAGGCGCUGGAGGUCAUGUGGCCCUACGACCUGAUCGUCGUAGAGGAGGUGGGCCAACUGAGCCGGGAGCUUUUCGAGCGGCUCAUCACUCAGUGGCGCGCGGCGGAGCGGAUCCCGACCCUGGUGUUUGUCGGCGACUUCUACCAGCUGCCCGGCGUGGAGCCGACGACAGCGCUGGACUCGCCGCAGUGGCAUCACGUGCAAGUCCAGAAGCGGCACCUCCACGAGAUGAUCCGCUGCAAGUGCCCGAUCCUCCGGAAGAAGCUGGAGCUGCUGCGGACCGCCGGCUACGUCACGAACGAGAUCCCCACGCUGGACGACGUGACCCACAUCCUGGCAGAGACGCCGGAGACGACAUUCCUCACCGUCAGCCGCGGCGCCAGCGCCCGCUUGAACGGCCUCGCCACGCAGGCCCUCUUCGGCGACAGCGCUCCGCUCGCCGUUGUGCCGGCCGACCCCGAGAGCAACGUGGACAACUACGUCCGCGGCAAGCUCGUGGCCGAGACGCCGCUCGAGACGCCCCUCUCGGGCGCGCGGGUGGUCCUGACCAAGAACCUCAACAAGACCGUCGGGUUCGUCAACGGCAUGGGCGCCACCGUCCUGGGCAUGGACAACGACAACGUGAUGGUUCGAACGGACCAGGGCGCUCGCCUGGCGAUCCACCCGUGGACGUCGGAGAACCACGUGGUCCGCUACCCCCUGCGCUUGGGCUACGCGAGCACGUUGCACAAGGUCCAGGGCGCCACGCUGGCCCACAUCACCGUGUGGCUGGACAUCCCGAACAUGCCCGCCGCCGCGUACUGGAGUUCGACGCGAACUGGCGCUGCCUCGGCGACCCGGGGGUGCACCACUUCACGCCAGCUCGCUUCCACUGAAGGACCCCAGGAAGGGGGCCGCGGGGCGGGCCAAGAGAGCAAAGUUGCUUGCUAA